AGGCCCUCCCUGACGUAAGAGGACAUCCGGUCCUGCUCGGUUGUCCGAAACCGGGUCUGACUUCUUCGGUUCUUAGUGGUGUAUUUCCUGGAUUCUACGUCCACGAAUUGAAUUUACGGCUGCGGAGUGCAGGCCUCACGCCAUUCCCUGCUCCUCGGCUCCCGGAGUGGGCCCGGCCUCCCCGCGAGGGUGAGCGAGGUCGGCCUGGAACGCACGCGAGAAAGAGGGAAAAAUGCCUAAGAAAAAGACUGGUGCAAGGAAGAAGGCUGAGAACCGUCGGGAGCGUGAAAAACAAUUGAGAGCUUCAAGGAGCACCAUAGAUUUAGCUAAACACCCAUGUAAUGCCUCAAUGGAAUGUGACAAGUGUCAGAGGCGGCAGAAGAAUAGAGCGUUUUGCUAUUUUUGUAAUUCUGUACAGAAGUUGCCAAUUUGUGCACAGUGUGGGAAAACAAAGUGUAUGAUGAAGUCUUCAGACUGUGUCAUAAAGCAUGCUGGUGUAUAUAGUACUGGCCUUGCAAUGGUGGGUGCAAUAUGUGACUUCUGUGAAGCUUGGGUUUGCCAUGGUAGGAAGUGUCUCAGUACACAUGCCUGUGCCUGCCCUCUCACUGAUGCUGAAUGUGUUGAAUGUGAACGAGGUGUAUGGGACCAUGGAGGCAGGAUAUUCAGUUGUUCUUUUUGCCAUAACUUUCUCUGUGAAGAUGAUCAAUUUGAACAUCAAGCCAGCUGCCAGGUUUUGGAGGCAGAAACAUUUAAAUGUGUUUCAUGCAAUCGGCUUGGUCAGCAUUCCUGUCUCCGUUGUAAGGCUUGUUUCUGUGAUGAUCAUACAAGGAGCAAGGUGUUUAAGCAAGAAAAAGGAAAACAGCCUCCCUGCCCUAAAUGUGGACAUGAAACUCAGGAAACUAAGGAUCUUAGCAUGUCAACACGCUCCCUCAAAUUUGGCAGACAAACGGGAGGUGAAGAGGGAGAUGGAGCUUCUGGGUAUGAUGCCUAUUGGAAGAACCUUUCUUCUGACAAGUAUGGUGAUAGCAGCUACCAGGAUGAGGAGGAGGAUGAGUAUGAAGCAGAGGAUGAUGAAGAGGAAGAAGAUGAAGGUGGAAAGGAUUCAGAUGCUGAGUCAUCAGAUUUGUUUACUAAUCUGAAUUUAGGAAGGACCUAUGCCAGUGGCUAUGCUCACUAUGAGGAACAAGAGAGCUAGGAGAGCUGCUUGCCCACUGGCAGCCCAGCGUUUGAGAGGGGGAGGAAUGUGUGUGCUUGGUGAAUCGUGUGUGGAUGUUCAAAAGUACCGUCACUUAGCCUUGUUUGUGCAAAAGAGUAGUCAUACUUAGUGGGACAAAGAGUGGGGCAUAGUAUUAUUACGGGAACUGAUAAUCAGGCCUAUAGCAUAAGAAAAAUGAUUUUCAAAUAAAAAAUGUUUAUUGAUCUAAGCAAUUUGAAGCAUCAUGAAUAAAGAUUUCAGUAAUCUAGGAAGUUGCCAAUUAGAUACACAUAUAGAAUAAAGGAAUAGAAUGGAAAUAUAUUUGUUUGAAAUUAAAUUGCUGUUUUUGCUGAAAGAAAAUGAAAACACUUUGCUUAUGAAUUCAUUCUGUCUAAUUUUUUAAAAAUGUAAUGGGUAAAAUAGAUUACUGUAUUUUUCCUUUUAUGUUCACAGUAUAAAAGUCAUAUGUUGUUACAUUCUGAAUUUCAUUAAAUAUUCAUGUUAUCUUGAAUAAUCAUGAUAUGUAUAUUUUAGCAAUUGACUCAUUCAUCUUUUUCUUUACAGUAUAUCUCCUGAACAGUACCUAUUAUUAAUUCCUGUAUGUACAGACAAAAGUGACUACUCAGUCAUUUUUCAGCACAAAGUCAGAAAUAGUAUUACACAGAGGCUUUACCUAGGAAAUCUCUUUUUUUUUUGAAUAAAUCUAGUAUUUCGCUUAAAUACUUUUGAUAUUUAAUUUCUUGUCCUCACUUUUUAAAAACUAAUUUUGGAAAAUAUUUAGAUAUUCUUGUAUAUACUAUUUGCUUCACUGUUUGUCUAAUAUGUGAAAUAGGUGGCAGAGAUCAAUAGUGCGGUAGAUACAAAGGUGUGCUGCUCAGACCCCAUCAUUGAUAUUAGGCAAUGUUAGGUGAAGAACACAGUCCCUGCCAUGUGCUCCAGUUGUUACAACUUACACUAGCAAUGGAUUGGGAUGGUAUAGUGGUAGAAGGGGAUGUCUUAGCAGGCUGGUUGGCAUUUGAGAUGUAUGGAAGAAAUUAUACUUACGAGGAUAACAGGAUCUGAUGGCUAUUGCUAAAGCCAUUCUUGUGCAGCAGAAAGAUAAUGAACAGUUGAAGACAACAAUAGGCAAAUAAAAGGUGUGAAAGCCAGAGGGGUCUCUGGUACAUAACAAAAAAGCUGUCAUCUCUUGGAGCAGGAGGAUUGAAAAAAUUGGGGACCAAGUCUGGGACUUAAUAGUCUGAAUGGGUAAACUUCAAAGGCAGUUGCCAACUGAGACAGGUCUAUUACGCCAAGAUCAGAGACUGCUUGGGAAACUAGGAACCCUGAGAAGUGAGAUGAAGAUAUCUGAGUGGAUGUUCUGAAGAUUUUUACUCCCCAAACUCCUGACUUUCUGAGCCUACAGUCAUUGCACAUGCUUCCUUGUUAAGGGCAGGGAUUCUCCACCUUAUCUCCAAGUAGGAAGACAAUGCACAGGCUUCCUUCACCAGGCAGCAUGUGUCCCCUCAGGACCUCCCAGUCUAACACUAGGCCUAAAAUUAGAAUUAAGCAAAACUCAGCUGGGGAGGUACUAGACCUGAAGAGGGAAGUAAGACUGUACCCUAAAGGAGCUAGAUAUUAGCCACAUGUGCUGGCAAGAGGUGAAGAAGUAUGCUUGGGACUGGAGUCUGAUCAAGAGGGCUGGAACAUAAAAUCAGGGGAGAAUUUGAUGUUAGACCCCCCAGAUUGGGUUUUUGGACUGUAAAUUAAGAGCUUUCUUGAGUUAAAGGGUGUAACCCUGGCGAGGAUCACAGGAGAUGGGGUGAAUUCACUAUGAGGAUGGUUUCUUGAAGCAUGAAAAAAGUAACUACUCGCCCCAAGCAAAGUUGAAAUGCCAGGAUUGAUGUG
Choloepus didactylus (southern two-toed sloth) is the source of this 3079-nucleotide messenger RNA. It is a transcript of the gene NOAZFP, whose product is annotated as zinc finger protein 330. The coding region runs from base 233 to 1195 and encodes 320 amino acids. NCBI's taxonomy places the organism in Eukaryota, Metazoa, Chordata, Mammalia, Pilosa, Megalonychidae. Gene Ontology annotation, cellular component: nucleus. Gene Ontology annotation, molecular function: zinc ion binding. The record is from RefSeq and is a predicted model, not a curated record. The transcript is spliced from 10 exons.